UGGAUAAUGUUUGAAUAUUAUUAAAUUUAUAAAAUUAUGUAUAUUUCAUAGUUCGGCCACCACUCUGCUUUAAUUACUCACAUAAUUUUUAUCCACACUAUUGUUGUAUCGUAUCCGAUAACAUAUAGAACACCUGCUGACUUUAGUAUGUUGGCCACAUUGUCCUCCAGAAAACAAAUAUUUACCUGAGAUAGUAGUCUGUUUUUUUAUAUAAUUCUUCAUAUUAAAUAAACACAGAAAUAAAUUAAUUGAAAUGGCCCCAGUUCAGACAAAUCCGCACGUUUUUUUCGAUGUGUAUUUCGGCAAACAGAAAGCUGGUAGAAUCAUAAUUGAGUUGUAUCAAAACGUCGUGCCAAAAACGGUGAAGAAUUUUCUUGCGCUGUGUGUGGGUGAUGUGAAACAAGGUGACAAGAAGUUACACUACAAAGGCACCAAAUUUCAUCGAGUUGUUCCUCAGUUUUUGGUGCAGGGUGGAAACGUAGGAGGAAGUUCACUGGGGGGUGACAGCAUUUACGGGCCAACGUUCGAGGAUGAAAAUUUCAAUCUUUUGCAUGACUGCGAAGGGGCAGUGGGUAUGGCGAACAACGGACCCAAUACGAACGGUUCCCAAUUCUACAUUACAACAGUACCUUGUCCGCAUUUAGACGGCGUCAACGUGGUGUUCGGCAAAGUAGUCAAAGGCCUGAACAUCGUGGUGGAAAUGGGCGACUUGCCCAGACACCAAGACGAACCUAUAGAGGAUAUAGUAAUAGUGGAUUGUGGUGAAAUAAAAUCGGGUGAGCCGUUUUCCAUUGAGGAAUCGGACGGGACAGAAGACGUGUUCCCACCCUGGCCCAACGACUGGGAAGUGUCAUCGUCUAAUGUAAAUGUCGUGAAGGAUGCGGUCGAAAAAAUUAAAUCGUCAGGUGCUCACUAUUUCUAUAAAGGCAACUAUUUGGAUGCCGAACGGAAAUACAAAAAAGCUUUGAGGUACAUUGACUGGUAUUUGCAUGAAAAUGUCGCGGAUGCUGGAAACGAAGAGAUUAAUAAGAUGCGACUGACGAUUAUAUUAAAUUUGGCGACGACGAAACAUAAACUUGAUAAGCAUAAGGAGGUGGUUCAUCUUUGUACACAGGUGAUACAAAAGGAUCCGGACAAUGGGAAAGCGUACUACAGACGUGCCCAGGCUCGUUUAUGCAUCAAGGAUUAUGACAAAGCAUUAAACGAUAUUAACACGGCGAUAACGUUGCACCCAAAUGACAAAAAAAUCCAAGACUUUUUGGAUCUGACGAAAAAGACUAAAUUGAACUAUCUAAAGCAGGAGAAGAAAGUAUUUUCUAAAUUGUUUAAGUAAUGUGAUAAAUUUUAUUUGUAUGUAUCGUUCAAAAUAAGCAGGUUUAUUAUUAACGAAUUAUGAGACUUUUAUAUGUAUUUUUUAAAUCGUACAAUGUUGUUAACUAAAUGUAAGUUUGGUUUUAUUAUAUAAGUUUUAUCUUGA
Messenger RNA from Aethina tumida (small hive beetle), 1477 nucleotides. RefSeq names its product peptidyl-prolyl cis-trans isomerase D. The record is from RefSeq and is a predicted model, not a curated record. Gene Ontology annotation, molecular function: protein binding; peptidyl-prolyl cis-trans isomerase activity. Bases 254 to 1333 code for a protein of 359 amino acids. The transcript has 6 exons. Gene Ontology annotation, biological process: protein peptidyl-prolyl isomerization; protein folding. Gene Ontology annotation, cellular component: intracellular membrane-bounded organelle. NCBI's taxonomy places the organism in Eukaryota, Metazoa, Arthropoda, Insecta, Coleoptera, Nitidulidae.